This is a messenger RNA of Ascochyta rabiei, 1344 nucleotides long. RefSeq lists its product as uncharacterized. Gene Ontology annotation, biological process: transmembrane transport. The coding region runs from base 1 to 1344 and encodes 447 amino acids. Gene Ontology annotation, molecular function: transmembrane transporter activity. Lineage: Eukaryota; Fungi; Ascomycota; Dothideomycetes; Pleosporales; Didymellaceae. Gene Ontology annotation, cellular component: fungal-type vacuole membrane. The record is from RefSeq and is a predicted model, not a curated record. The transcript has a single exon.
AUGUCUCACCAGGCCGAGCUUCUCGCAAUGCCGCCAAGUCAUGCUCCCCCAGAACUAUACCCAGAACCCAUCUCGCUACGCACACUCGACCCGCAGACCGGCUCAACCUUCCCAGACCAAACAAGCACAGGUCCGCCAAUCGAUAGCGGCCUCUACGCAUGGCGCCUACUGCUAGCAGCAUUCGUCUUCGAGUCGCUGCUCUGGGGGUUUCCAUUGUCAUUUGGUGUCUUCCAGGAGCAUUACUCCCAGCUGUCAGAGUUCAAAGACAGCCCGUAUAUUUCCAUUGUCGGCACCACCGCGUCUGGGAUUUCGUACCUCGGCGCUCCCUUCAUCAUUCCCUUGAUCCAGCGUUGGAGACAGUACCGCACUCACAUGAUUCUCGUGGGCUGGCCACUGUGUGUUGCAGCGCUGGUGGCGGGCAGCUUUGCUGAUAGACUCGGUACUUUGGUUUUGACGCAGGGAGUGCUGUACGGUAUUGGGUUUGUUGUCUUCUACUACCCUAUUCUCUCCAUGGUGGACGAGUACUGGAUAAGGAGACGUGGCAUGGCAUAUGGACUUCUUUGCAGUGCGUCGGGCGUGUCAGGGGCAGUGACUCCAUUGAGUCUGCAAGCUCUGCUGAAGCGAUACGGACACAAGACGACGCUGCGAGGCGUGGCAGUCUUCCUGUUCGUCACGACCGGGCCGCUGAUACCGCUGCUAAAGGGCAGACCAGGUCAGCAGCAGAACGUCAGACUCAAAACAGACUGGUCGUUUUUGAAGCAACCGCUGUUCUGGAUCUACAGUCUCAGCAACCUGCUCAUGGGAUUGGGAUACUUCUUCCCGAGCUUAUACCUCCCUUCGUACGCCACCUCACUGGGUCUCACCACAUCCAAAGGCGCGCUCCUCUUGGCUCUCAUGAGCGUAAGCCAGGUCGCUGGACAGUUCACGUUCGGCUACCUCUCCGACAAACGCACGUCGCUCAACGCACUCAUCACCCUCUCCGCCUCCAUCGCCGCGCUUUCCACCUUGACCGCCUGGGGUCUCGCUCGCUCUCUUGCGCCGCUCAUCUCAUUCGCACUGCUGUACGGGUUCUUUGGCGCCGGAUACACGGCAAUGUGGGCUAGGAUGGUGACAGCGGUGAGCUCAGAGCCUUCCGCCGCGCAGGCCAUGUUCGGGCUGUUCAACUUUGGCAAGGGGAUUGGGAACGUGGCAGCGGGCCCAAUUAGUGCGGGCUUGCUGAGGUGGGGGAGUGGUGAGGAGGAGUAUGGGAUGGGGACGUACAAGGCUGUCGUGGUGUUUUCAGGGGUCUGCUUGCUGCUGAGUGCUGGCAGUCUGGGUACGGUGUAUAUUAGACCGAAGACCUGA